This is a messenger RNA of Penicillium lagena, 2064 nucleotides long. RefSeq names its product origin recognition complex subunit 4. Gene Ontology annotation, cellular component: nucleus; nuclear origin of replication recognition complex. Gene Ontology annotation, molecular function: ATP hydrolysis activity; DNA replication origin binding. The record is from RefSeq and is a predicted model, not a curated record. The transcript has 2 exons. Gene Ontology annotation, biological process: DNA replication initiation; DNA replication. Bases 1 to 2064 code for a protein of 687 amino acids. Lineage: Eukaryota; Fungi; Ascomycota; Eurotiomycetes; Eurotiales; Aspergillaceae.
AUGAGAGAGCCUCGUGCCUCGAAGCGGAGGAAGGUCUCCGAAGAGCCGUCCUCCGACGAAGAUGGCGAUAUCAAAAUGGAGGACGACGACCAGGAUUUCUCGGCGCCCUCCUCUCCCGAUGCCGCAGAGGACGACGAAGACUCGGAUUUCGCACCGGCUCCGAAACGAACGCCCCGGCGUCGAUCGACGCGCGGUGGCAAUGGGCUUGUGGAGGAUGACUUGGACUUGGAUAUCGGUGACGCGACUCCUGGUAGAGCCGGCGGCGGCGCGCGGUCGACUGGGCGGCAGCGCAAAACACCCAAAAGGCUUGAGGAUGGUGUGACGACGCCAAGUCGCAGAGCGGCUGCUACGCCGAGGAGCGCGCGUGGGGCGAGAAGUGCACAGCGGCUCAGGAAGAGUCCAGAGGUGGACGAGGAUGACGUGGAUGUGGACUUUCAACCAGCAGCUAAAGGGUCACUUGCCAGGACCAGGUCACGGAGGAGUACGGCGAGAGGCGGAAUCAACGGCGAUGGCAACCGAUCACCUUCUCCCAACGAAUUUAACGAUGGUCUCGAUGACCUCGUUGCAAUGCAGCUCCAGCACGACCUGCAGCAAGACCAGCCAGAUGCGAUGGAACCUGUCGAUGUGGUUGAGCCGGUACCUGAAUAUGCCGCCAAGUUCCAGGCUCUGUGUCAGAAUGGCCUCCACGACGAAGUCCGCACACUCACGAGCGUCAUUCUUGAUAAACUGUCGGGCAAACGACAAGUCCCGGUGCAUGGCUUGGAAAAUGAGUACCAGAAAGUGCAUCAAUUGGUCGAGCAGACCGUCACUGCUGGCGAGGGUAAUUCGAUGUUACUUCUUGGGUCAAGAGGAUGCGGGAAGACCACAAUUGUCGAGACGACCCUCUCAUCCCUGAGAAAGCAGCACGGCAAUGACUUUCACGUCGUGCGUCUCAAUGGUUUCUUGCACACGGAUGACCGGCUGGCCUUGCGGGAGAUGUGGCGCCAGCUCGGUCGAGAGACCGACACCGAAGACGAUGUGGCCAAGGUCAGUUCCUAUGCCGACACGAUGGCAACCCUGCUGGCUCUCCUAUCACACCCCGAAGACAUUUUCGGGCCUUCUGGAGAGGGAGGAGCUGUGACUGCCGCCAAGUCUGUGGUGAUUAUUUUAGAUGAAUUCGAUUUGUUCGUGACCCAUCCACGACAGACCCUGCUGUACAAUCUGUUCGAUAUCGCCCAGGCCCGCAAAGCCCCGGUUGCUGUGCUCGGACUGACCACCAAGGUGGAUGUGACUGAGAUGUUGGAGAAGCGAGUUAAAAGUCGCUUCAGCCAUCGAUAUGUGUACAUCCCGCUUCCCAGAUCGUUCGAGACUUUCUCGGAUGUCUGUCUGGCAGGUCUGGACCUUGAUGACAGUGAGUGUGAGCAUAUUGCCCAGUCGCGGGGAUGGGAGACACUACUCGAGGGCUGGAAGGCAUAUCUCAAGGAUCUAUGGGAGGACAACAACUUCCAAAUGCAUCUGAAACGGAUCUUCUACCAAACCAAAUCCGUCAAGGAGUUCUUCACCAGCGCCCUCCUCCCCAUCAGCGCUCUCCACCACAGCACCUACGCAGACGAAUACGAGAUCCCCACACCUCAAGCCUUCGCAUCCGAGCCUCUAUCAUGUCCCGACCCGGCUCCGCUCCCCUUCUCCACAUCCAUCACAACCAAGUCCAGCCCCUCCUCGCUCCCUCUGGCCCUAGUGCUAGCAGCAACGCGCCUAUCAGCGAUCUUCGACCCAGGCCGCGAAGGAGCACAGAGUCUGGCACUUUCGUUUCCCGCCGCUUACGCGGAGUACGUGCGGUUGCUUACCACAGCCAAAACGUCCGCUUCGGUGUCUGGCGCUGCUGCGACACCUGGUCGGGUCUGGGGGAGGGAUGUGGCCCGAGAGGCGUGGGAGAAGCUCGUCCGGUGGGGUCUUGUCACACCGACUGGAUCAGGGAAUGGCACGGCGGAUGGUCAGAUGUUCCGAGUGGAAAUUAGCUUUGAGGAGGUGGUUGAAAUGGCGGGUAAGGGUGGCGCACUCGGUCAGUGGUGGCGAGAUGGUUGA